GCAACACUUGCAAAUUCCGGCAUUUUCCAUUUAGCAGCACUGGUUGACAACGCUAAAAUAAUUUAAUCUGCUUUAUAUUUAUUGUUAAAAGGAAAAACAAAUCGGCGCCAUGGCGGAUAAAGCACAAGAACAGAGUAUUAUGGACAAGUCCAUGCGGUCAGUGUUCGUGGGCAAUAUACCGUACGAAGCAACCGAGGAGAAGCUUAAAGAAAUUUUCAGCGAAGUCGGACCGGUGCUGUCGCUCAAGCUGGUGUUUGACCGCGAGAGCGGAAAACCCAAAGGCUUUGGCUUCUGUGAAUACAAGGAUCAGGAAACAGCGCUAAGUGCCAUGCGUAAUCUCAAUGGAUACGAAAUUGGCGGGCGUACAUUGCGCGUGGACAAUGCUUGUACAGAGAAAUCGCGCAUGGAAAUGCAGCAGCUGUUGCAAGGCCCACAGGUUGAGAAUCCCUAUGGCGAACCCUGCGAUCCCGACGAUGCGCCAGAGCUGAUUACCAAAACGGUUGCAUCGCUGCCGCCCGAACAGAUGUACGAAUUGAUGAAACAAAUGAAACUGUGCAUUGUUAGCAAUCCCUCGGAGGCGCGUCAGAUGCUUAUGCUGAAUCCUCAAUUGGCCUAUGCCUUGCUGCAAGCCAUGGUCGUGAUGCGCAUUGUUGAUCCGCAGCAGGCGCUCGGUAUGCUUUUCAAAGCUAAUCAAAUGCCACCUGUGCUGGGCGGCAAUCCUCAUCAAGGUGGUGGCAUGUCACAGCAGCAGCCACCACCGCAACAAGCGCCAAGAGAGCCGUCUGGAGUGCAGUCAAUGUCCGGGCCCGGUCCCAACUUUAGUAAUAUGCAUCCCAAUGACAUUGAUUUGCGCAUGGUACCCGGCGGUGUUCCCGUUAAUAUGGAUCCGCGCAUGAUGAAUCGCAAUAUAGACCAAGAUAUGCGUCAAGUGCCCGGCGCUAUGCCUAACCCGGUGCCAGCACCAAUUAUGGAUCCACGUACACGCGGACAAAUGCAGCAACAGCAAGUAGCCCCGUCUGCAUCUGUACCAUACCCAAGCGAUCCACGACAGCGUCCAAUGGAUCCACGUCUGCGUGGUGCAAUGCCGCCCGGCCCUGUGCAGGCGCCACAGCAACCAACACCGCAGCAAGUCGUCACUGCACAGCAGCAGUCGGCGGCAUUGCAAUUGCAGAGUCGCUUGGGCGCACAUGGUGUACUGCCAUCUGAUGCUUCCGAUCAGGAGAAGGCUGCACUUAUCAUGCAAGUGUUGCAGUUGUCCGAUGAUCAGAUUGCACAAUUGCCGCCAGAGCAGCGUGCCAGCAUUUUGGUGCUCAAGGAGCAAAUUGCCAAGACCAGAACUGCGCGCUAAAUGAUUUUAAUAACCACAAAUGUUACAACUUAAAUAAAAUAAAAUACAUGCUUGAAUUGGAA
Molecule: messenger RNA, 1410 nt
Organism: Drosophila busckii
Lineage: Eukaryota; Metazoa; Arthropoda; Insecta; Diptera; Drosophilidae
Gene: CstF64
Product: cleavage stimulation factor subunit 2 tau variant
Exons: 2
Coding region: 110-1348 (412 amino acids)
Biological process (GO): mRNA 3'-end processing
Cellular component (GO): mRNA cleavage and polyadenylation specificity factor complex
Molecular function (GO): mRNA binding
Source: RefSeq, a predicted model, not a curated record